Molecule: messenger RNA, 3706 nt
Organism: Fusarium redolens
Lineage: Eukaryota; Fungi; Ascomycota; Sordariomycetes; Hypocreales; Nectriaceae
Exons: 8
Coding region: 325-3474 (1049 amino acids)
Biological process (GO): regulation of DNA-templated transcription
Molecular function (GO): DNA-binding transcription factor activity, RNA polymerase II-specific; zinc ion binding
Source: RefSeq, a predicted model, not a curated record
CCUCACAUUCUUGAGGAGAAAAUGGCGGAAUUUAUACAGAUUUGUUGUGAUUUUGGACUGUUGCUCAAAAUGAUAAGCUGCAGCUGUGAGCAAGGAUUAUCUCAAGGAUGUCUCACACAACGGCCAGAGACUGGUAGACGUCGACACCCUGCAGACCAGGUCUCGAGGGCAACGAGUGGGUGAUUCCAGGGCACGCUCCCUCAGGGAGGCUGCAAUCUUGCCUCCUGCGUUGUCACUUCACCACCUCUGCCGAGCUGUCGUGUGACUUGACUUGAGCUUCACAAGCCAGCGAUAUCGCCAAUAUCGGGCAUAUCGGUAAAGUACAUGCAUGCACUUGACAGUUGUGUCUGCAUGGGACACUGCCUCCAUGGGCCUUGGCCCCCAGGUGCCGGUAUGGAGAAUCUUACUCGUCCAGCUGAGAUCCACAGAACUCGGAAACUGGAGAAUACGGGCACGGUCCAUUGGCAGAAACGAAAACGUCACCGCUCGAGCUUGAACCAACAGCGAUUUUAUAGUGAUGAUGACGAUCGUGUGUCAGGAGAAGUGUCGGAGCUUAGAUGUGCCUGUCAGCAGGAUCCAAGCUCUUCGUCAGAGUCAAGUGUAUCGCCAGACUGUGCUCAGCAACCCGGACACCCCAGGUCAGACAAUGCCACUUCUAGUGGCACUUACACAGGGGGCGUGUAUCGCGGCGGGAGUGUCGAAGCUGUGAACGUUCAGGGCUUGGGGAGUCCUCCUCAGACUGAUUCAUCACCCGAAUCUUCCCUCUCAACAUCAACCGAACAAGCGAGUCCGCGCCAUGGAAGUCACGGUACCCCUCUGCAUGCAACUAUUCUAUCCGGACACGGAUUAAGCCCCGAGAGCUCAGCUUCUAACUCCAGUUCCAGCUCCGGUUCUAGCUCUAGCGAGUCUUCGGAUCCUGCUUCUGGACAACCAUUGAGUCAGACACUCCAGAGCCAGCCCCCACCAGAAGUAUCUCACCUGAACAAAGAUACUUGUUCUGAUACUUCUUCUAAUGAACAAGCUUCUCGUUCAGUCAAUGGCACCCAGUCAACCUCUCCACCUAAUGACGAUGCGGGUCAACUACGGACGGACAAGACAGAGCUAAAGCCAGACUUCCACUUGAGGAGGGGUGCGAAAGAUGUACCUGGCUCUUUACUCUCUCCGGAAGCGCUGGGAGACUCCCCGAGUCAAGAAGUCCAAGCUCAGGUUGGCCUCGGUCGAAAGUCUGAUGAUGACGACGACUCAGGUCAGUCAGACACCCUUGAUCAGUUAGAGAUCGAUUUCAAUGGUUUGCUGUCUUUCGACCCUGGAAGUCCUACCAUUGGUUCGCCCUCGAGACAUGAGAUCAUUGCUAGCAGGUCUCAAGAUGAGGAAUUGGAUCUUGAAGUCUGGCAGGCAGAGAGCUCUGCUGAAGAUGUCCCUGGACCGGAUACAGGCCAUGAUAACGGUAGAGCCCCGGGAGCCAUCCACAAUGGCAUUCGACGCGUCCUCCCCACCGCGUCCUCCCCAGAACCCAAUUAUCCCUAUGACACAGAGGAUGAAGAUCAUACUAAAAGUGUUAACUACACAAGUAACGGUUCUGGUGGGAGCAGUGAAGUAGAUGAUGAUGAACAAAUUGACCAGCCAGAUGAUUCAGAAGAAGGUAAUGAAGACUCAAAUGUAGCCAAUGACCUUCUUCGACAAUUCAACAAAAUCAUAGCCGAUCAGUUGGACUCGGACGGAUUCCAGACAGAUGCUGGUCCCUCAGCCUUCUCCUGUUGGGAGCGCCGCAUUUAUCUAUCCUCUUCAGAUAAUGAUUCAUCAGCCGAAGAGGCCUGUCCCCAGUACGAGUCAUCCUCCUCCUCCGAGGUGUCAGAAGAAGAGAUUGAGUAUGUCUCUGACGCUCGCGACACUGAUGCUGGAACCGAUGACGAAACAGAGUCGACUGCUUUGACUAUUCCAUCGUCUUCAACAAACGGCAUCGCUCCCCCAAGCUCAACAAGUACCUCUGGAAGACGUCGCCUCACAUCCGAGGAACGCGAGAUUGUAAGAAACACACGAGAGAUCGGCGCCUGUGUUCGUUGCCGCUUCCAAAAAAUCAAAUGCCAGGUGGACGUGUCCAACCCAACAGGAACAUGCAAAACAUGCAAGAAAUUCUCAAAAACGUCGCCAAAGACUAUCCAUCGCGUUCCAUGCUCGCGACUCCGAAUCACCGACGUUGUUCUUUAUCGAAGCGGCGGGCUCAAACUCACGAGACGAUGGGCUGGUAUUGAAAUGCGAGAUAUUGGGGAUCGACUUGACACCGUCGCUGUCACGAUUGAGGUCUCACAGAAUCUUUGCGGCAAACCUCUUCGUAUGAAUGUUGUGCGCUUCAGACCCAUUGAUGGCGACGUGACUGCCCGAUAUUGGACUGAUGGUCUUCUUGGGAAGGACACGUUCAAGAAGAAGGAGCUGGCGAGUUACUGCCUUGAAAAUAUCUACGACACGGCCGAAAGCGUACGACAAUACACCAUUGACAAUGCUCUUCCAGCUUUUUAUCACACUAUCCAAGAGGAGAGUGAAUCAGAAGCUGGAGGAGGGCCUAUCAUCAGAACGUACCUCACAGCCAUGGCUCGGUAUAUGGACCUUCACAAAGAUCAUAAAUCCGGCGAAAAGCUCUCGGGGGAUGAUGAGAAAGAGCUCGAGAUAUUCGGCAACCUUUUUAUCCUCUGGUGCGCCAUCCAGCACACUGUAGGAUCUCUCUACAUCGAAGGCAACGAAACACUAGGCAUGCUCCCCGAAACCGAAGACAAAUCCUACCCUCUCUACGGCAAAGUGUCUGUCCCUCGCAUGAUAGUCGCUCAAUUCGACACUCUCAAUUACAACGAGGUCCUCGAGCGAUACAAGGAGAAGCUCCUACGCGACAUCGAUUGGCUGUUCAGCCAGGACAAGAAUCGGUGGUGGUUCACAAUCUACCUCGUCGUCUUCAUACUCCUGCGCGAAGCGAGUCGCAUGACAGCGGAUCGGUACCGACAUGCGAGAGCUAACUACGGAUCAAGGCUGCGAUACUCGAUCCCCGACUUUGUCGAGAGGCUCCACGUCAGCUGCAACAAUAUUCUCGCCCACUGGCAUUACUACAACUGCAAUCAGUGGCCGACUGCCAGGUCGUCAGGCCUCGCUAAUGGCGUAGGAAGGAAAGACCACUUUGAGACUCUGACGCCCAAGGAUCGGCACCUUGUGAAACAGAAUCUCAAGGACCCAGAGGUGAAGAAACACCUUCUGGUAUGGAAACGAUACAAGAUGAACAACGGAAAAGUUCCAAAGAUCACCCUCCAACACGACGCCGGAUCCAUUCGCUACACAGGAGAACAGGACAAGUACGACUGGGAUCAUCCUUUAUACUGGGUAUCGCAAAUGUCUGAGAAGAACUGGUUCCCGCAUCCGACGUAUACAGGCGAACCUGUAUCAGAAACGACGCUCAUGGCUGUCACGACGGCUGUCGCUGCGGUCGGCUAAGGAUGAAGCGAACCGAACACUCGACGAGAACAUACGAUACAAGGCUCGAAUCAACAACAUAACGACGGAUACGAAUCUUUUACUACAUGAACUUUCAUAUUAACAGCAUUCAAAUAGUCCUCAGAGGUGGAAGAGUUGGAAAAAAAGGGCACAACGCCCAGCAUCUAUAGACACACGAGGGCGCGAAUAAACAUACACUUUCACACGAAGAUCACAAUAAAGUAUUCUAAGC